AUAUAGGUGUUCAAGAUGCCACUGUUUGUCUCUUGUUUUAAUCUAUUACCUUUUUCUCCACAGUAUGGAAUAGUCCUUGAUGCUGGAUCUUCGCGGACUACAGUCUAUGUCUAUGAAUGGCCAGCGGAAAAAGAAAAUGAUACAGGAGUAGUGAGCCAAACCUUCAAGUGUGAUGUGAAAGGUCCUGGUAUAUCCAGUUAUGAGCGUAACACAGGAGCCCUUGCAAAACCCCUUGAUGAGUGCCUGAAUAAAGUCAAGGAGAGAAUCCCAGUUCAUCUACAUAAGAGCACUUCAAUUUAUCUUGGGGCUACAGCUGGCAUGCGACUACUGAGGUUGCAAAAUGAAACAGCAGCCAACGAAGUCCUUGCAAGCAUUCAAAACUACUUCAGAGCACAACCUUUUCGAUUUAGGGGUGCGCAUAUCAUAACUGGGCCAGAGGAAGGGGUGUAUGGAUGGAUAACAGCCAACUAUUUAAUGGGCAAUUUCUUAGAGAAAAACCUGUGGAGGACAUGGGUCCAUCCAUACAGAAAAGAGACCACGGGUGCACUGGAUCUCGGAGGAGCUUCCACUCAAAUUUCUUUUAUCCCAGAGGACUCUCAGGAGAGCUUCAAUAACACCAUGCAAGUGAAGUUAUAUGGUUAUGACUACAGUGUCUACACUCACAGCUUCCAGUGUUACGGGAGAGAUGAAGCUGAGAAAAGGCUUUUAGCAUUGUUGCUCCAGAAAUCAAGCACCAAUUCCACUGUGGAUAAUCCAUGUUACCCUCAGAAUUACGAGACUGCAUUAACAGUGAAGUACUUCAGUGGCAGCCUUUGUACACAGUCUCUGAGACCAACAAACUACUACCCAAACCAAUCCAUAAUCUUCCGUGGAACAGGAGACCCAGGUCUGUGUCAGGAGAUGGUUUCAUUAUUGUUUAACUUCACUACUUGCAGAAACCAGGAGGACUGUCCAUUUAAUGGAAUCCAUCAACCAAAAGUUAAAGGGAAUUUUGUGGCUUUCUCAGGAUUCUACUAUACAAUUAAUGCUUUGAAUUUGUCUGGGCACUUUUCUCUAGCUGACUUCAAUUCAAGUAUGUGGUUUUUCUGUUCACAAACCUGGGCCCAGCUCCAGUUGAUGCUACCUAAAGCUGAAGAAAUAUACGCUAGAUCCUACUGUUUUUCAGCCAAUUUUAUUUAUUACUUGCUUGUACAUGGCUACAACUUUGAUGCAGGGAAUUGGCCACAGAUACACUUUCAAAAGGAGGUUGGAAACAGCAGCAUAGCAUGGUCACUUGGUUACAUGCUAAGCCUCACCAACAUGAUUCCAGCGGAAGGCAAGCUGAUCCAGUUACCUCUGAAACCUCCCUUGUUUGCUGGGCUCCUCAUCUUCCUCACUGUCCUGGCACUGCUGUGUCUUUUCUUCCUUGUUUACUUGUGUAUUGUGUCACGUAAUCAGAAGGUCAUCAGCCACGUGGAAUAUGUAUUUACUCCAGAAUGAAAAACCUUACCUAAAGACUGACCAAAAACCUUACCUAAAGAUUGACCAACAAAAAUCAUCAUCCUGUAGGGUUAUGUAGAACUUUAUAGUUGAAAAACAUAGUUAAUGACGGGUGAAACUGACCAAUAAAAGUCAUCAUCCUAUAGAGUUAUGUAGAACUUUAUAUUGGAAAACAUAAAGACAGGUGAAAAGUGCUGGAAAGAAGAACGAAUAAAGGAGAUAAGAAGCACUAAGGAAUCUGUGCUAUGGUGGAGUGCUUAUUCAUGUUUUAAUGGUCUCUUUCUGUCAGAUAAACAUGAAUUUUUGUCCAUUAAUCCAUGAUUCUGAGGCAUUCAUGUGGUAGGCAAUUGGACGAUCGCAAUCCCGCCUCCGCACAUGCGCAGUAGAAGCUGGAGGGCGGUUUCCGCCCUGCUCGCGUCCCGCCCUUCCCUUUCUGCUCGCGGGCGGCCAUCAUGGUGUUCAAACGCUUCGUCGAGAUCGGCAGAAUUGCCUUCGUCUCCUUCGGGCGCCAUGCUGGCAAGUUGGUGGCCAUCGUGGAUGUGAUCGACCAGAACAGGGUCAGCCCAAAGCACUGUGAUUUUGUUGUCUAAGUUCACUGUGAACGGCUUGAAUCAGGCCUUGUAGAUAGAGCUUAAAGGGAAUUUGCUGCCAGGUUAUUCAAGGGAGUAAGCAUUUGACACAGCUGUUAUUGUAUUUUAAGCUUUUGGUAGCAAGCUGUACAUUGCUCCCUCCCAUCUCUCCUGAGAAAAGAAGUGGCUGAGUAAAUCCACUUGGAGUCUGAAACCUCUGAAUGGAAUGGCACUUGAUGCACGCUUGAAGUAAAUGAAAGAAAAGAACAAACAGGUUCUUUUCACUAUAUGUAAAGAUCCCUCUAUCCUGAAGACCCAAAAAAAGAUCUUAUUUGGGUGUGUUUUUCAAGUUUUUUUUUUUUCCCAAAGAUGAAGAUGAGCCUAUAGGGUUUGGGUAAUGUGCAUCAGAUCUCAUUUCUGGUUUUGUCUGAAUAACACGUAUCUUGAUUUGAAGUAUUGAUAUCAAAGUGAAGUUCCUAAAUGAUUAGGAAACUAAGUGGAAUAUGAUGGAAAAGAAAUCAUUUUAAACAAUAACUCACUUUUUCAGGCGCUAGUGGAUGGCCCCUGCAGCGGUGUCAGGAGACAGGCCAUGCCCUUCAAGUGCAUGCAGCUGACUGACUUUGUUAUCAAGUUCCCGCAUAGCGCUCGCCAGAAGUGUGUGCGUCGUGCCUGGGAAAAGGAGAACAUAAAUGAAAAGUGGGCAGCAACACGAUGGGCAAAGAAGAUUGAAGCCAGAGAAAAGAAAGCCAAAAUGACUGACUUCGAUCGUUACAAGGUUAUGAAGGCAAAGAAAAUGAGAAACAGGAUCAUUAAGCAUGAAAUUAAGAAGCUCCAGAAGAAGACCACCAAGAAAGACAAGAAGCCAGAGAAGAAACAGAAAUAAAACGAGCUUCUAGCUAUGUAUCACUUGGUGUCCAUGUUCUGAUUCUUCAGAAAUGACAAGUGGUAAAAGAUCUGAUGUCAAUUGUAA
Coturnix japonica (Japanese quail) is the source of this 3018-nucleotide messenger RNA. The record is from RefSeq and is a predicted model, not a curated record. NCBI's taxonomy places the organism in Eukaryota, Metazoa, Chordata, Aves, Galliformes, Phasianidae.